AUGUCUGGGAUAUCAGCCGCUCUCACUCGCUCACUCACGCGCUCUCUCACGCGCUCUCUCACGCGCUCUCUCAUGCGCUCUCUCACGCGCGCUUUUACGCGCGCUCUCACGCGCUCUCUCACGCGCGUUCUCACGCGCUCUCUCCUGCACUCUCUGACGCACUCUCGCACACGCUCUCUCACGCUCUCUAACGCACUCUCUCACGCGCUCCCUCACGCGCUCUCACGCGCACUUUCUCGCACAUUCUCUCUCUCACGCGCUCUCUUGCGCGCUCUCUCACUCACUCUCUCGCUCGCGCUCUCACUCGCCCUCUCACGCGCUCUCUCACGCGCACUCUCACGCGCUCUCUCACAUGCUCUCUCACGCAAUCUCUCACGGGCUCUCACGCAUUCCGUCGCACUCCCUCUCGCGCACUCUCUUGCGCAUUCUCUCUCUCACGCGCUCUCUCAUGCACACUCUCUCGCACAUUCUCACGCCCUCUCUCACGCGCUCUUUGAUGCAAUCUCUUACGCGGUCCUUCACGCGCUCUCUAACGCGCUCUCUCACGCACUCUCUCACGCACUCUCUCACGCGCUCUCUGACACGUGCUCUCUCACGUGCUCUCUCACGUACUCUCUCACGCAGUCUCUCACGCGCUCUCUCACGCGCUCUCUCACGGGCUCUCACGCACUCCCUCAUGUGCUCUCUCUCGCGCACUCUCUUGCGCGUUCCCUCGGUCGCGCGCUCUUUCUCGCGCACUCCCACGCGCUCUCUUACGCGCACUCCCACGCGCUCUCUUACGCGCUCCCUCACGCGCUCUCUCACAAGCUCUCUCUCGCGCUCUCUCACGUGCACUCUCACGCGCACUCUCACGCGCACUCGCUCUCUCACGUGCUCCCUCACGCGCUCUCUCACGUGCUCUUUGAUGCAAUCUCUUACGCAGUCCUUCACGCGCUCUCUCACGCGCACUCUCACGCACUCUCUCACGCACUCUCUCUCGCGCUCUCUGACACGUGCUCUCACACGCGCUCUCUCACGCGCUCUCUCACGCGCUCUCUCACGUGCACUCUCACGCGCACUCGCUCUCUCACGCGCUCCCUCACGCGCUCUCUCACGCGCACUCUCACGCGCUCUCUCACGUGCUCGCUCUCUCUCACUCGCACUCUCACGCGCACUCUCACGCACACUCUCACGCGCACUUUCACACGCACUCUCACGCGCUCUCACACGCUCCCUCACGCGCUCUCUCACGCACUCUCUCACGCUCUAUCUCACACACUCUCUCACGCGCUCCCUCACGUGCUCCCUCACGCACUCUCUCACGCGCUCUCGCAUGCGCACUCGCACGCGCUCUCUCACAUGCUCUCUCACGCAAUCUCUCAUGCGCUCUCUCACGGGCUCUCACGCAUUCCGUCGCACUCCCUCUCGCACACUCUCUUGCGCAUUCUCUCUCUCACGCGCUCUCUCAUGCACACUCUCUCGCACACUCUCACGCGCUCUCUCACGUGCUCUUUGAUGCAAUCUCUUACGCGGUCCUUCACGCGCUCUCUCACGCGCUCUCUCACGCACUCUCUCACGCACUCUCUCACGCGCUCUCUGACACGUGCUCUCUCACGCGCUCUCUCACGCGCUCUCUCACGCGCACUCUCACGCGCACUCGCUCUCUCACACGCUCCCUCACGCGCUCUCUCACGCACUCUCUCACGCGCUCCCUCACGCGCUCUCUCACGCGCACUCUCACGCGCUCUCUCACGCGCUCGCGCUCUCUCACUCGCACUCUCACGCGCACUCUCACGCGCACUCUCACGCGCACUUUCACACGCACUCUCACGCGCUCUCACACGCUCCCUCACACGCUCUCUCAUGCACUCGCUCACGCUCUAUCUCACACACUCUCUCACGCGCUCUCGCACGUGCUCCCUCACGCACUCUCUCACGCGCUCUCACACGCGCACUCUCACGCGCACUCUCACAUGCUCUCUCAUGCAAUCUCUCAUGCGCUCUCUCACGGGCUCUCACGCAUUCCGUCGCACUCCCUCUCGCACACUCUCUUGCGCAUUCUCUCUCACGCGCUCUCUCAUGCACACUCUCUCGCACACUCUCACGCGCUCUCUCACGUGCUCUUUGAUGCAAUCUCUUAUGCGGUCCUUCACGCGCUCUCUCACGCGCUCUCUCACGCACUCUCUCACGCACUCUCUCACGCGCUCUCUGACACGUGCUCUCUCACGCGCUCUCUCACGCGCUCUCUCACGCGCUCUCUCACGCGCUCUCUCACGUGCACUCUCAUGCGCACUCGCUCUCUCACACGCUCCCUCACGCGCUCUCUCACGCACUCUCUCACGCGCUCCCUCACGCGCUCUCUCACGCGCACUCUCACGCGCUCUCUCACGCGCUCGCGCUCUCUCACUCGCACUCUCACGCGCACUCUCACGCACACUCUCACGCGCACUUUCACACGCAGUCUCACGCGCUCUCACACGCUCCCUCAGGCGCUCUCUCACGCACUCUCUCACGCGCUCUCUCACGUGCUCCCUCACGUACUCUCUCACGCGCUCUCGCAUGUGCACUCUCAUGCGCUCUCUCACAUGCUCUCUCAUACAAUCUCUCAUGCGCUCUCUCACGGGCAAUCACGCAUUCCGUCGCACUCCCUCUCGCGCACUCUCUUGCGCAUUCUCUCUCUCACGCGCUCUCUCAUGCACACUCUCUCGCACACUCUCACGUGCUCUCUCACGCGCUCUUUGA
This is a messenger RNA of Closterium sp. NIES-65, 2721 nucleotides long. NCBI's taxonomy places the organism in Eukaryota, Viridiplantae, Streptophyta, Zygnematophyceae, Desmidiales, Closteriaceae. The record is from the annotation of a GenBank genome assembly.